Molecule: messenger RNA, 1320 nt
Organism: Cercospora beticola
Lineage: Eukaryota; Fungi; Ascomycota; Dothideomycetes; Mycosphaerellales; Mycosphaerellaceae
Gene: PGN1
Product: glycoside hydrolase family 28 protein
Biological process (GO): pectin catabolic process
Cellular component (GO): extracellular region
Molecular function (GO): polygalacturonase activity
Source: RefSeq, a predicted model, not a curated record
CCCUACGCUCCUUAUCACAGACCCUGGUGGUUUUUCAGAAAUCAAAAAUGGUUUGCCAGAAGACGAUCGCCUCGCUGCUCCUCGGAGCCGGCCUUGCUGCUGCUCUGCCAGCACUCAAGCCAACGAGUAUCAGCAACACAAGCAGCUACGCUAGCACCGGUUGCACGUUUACAGAUGCAGCAGCUGCAAAGGCUUCGAAGACUGCUUGCUCCAACAUCAUUCUCAAGGACAUCGCCGUCCCAGCCGGUGUAACCCUUGACUUGGAAGGCCUCAACAAAGGAACUACUGUUACCUUCGAAGGCACCACUACCUUUGGCUACAAAGAAUGGGCAGGUCCCCUGAUCAGCGUCUCUGGUACUGGAAUCCAGGUUAUUGGUGCUUCUGGCCAUGUCAUUGAUGGUAACGGCGCCAAGUGGUGGGAUGGCAAGGGCAGCAACGGAGGCAAGACAAAGCCAAAGUUCUUCGCCGCUCACAAGAUGAUCGACUCUACGAUCUCGGGCUUGAACAUCAAGAACUACCCAGUUCAGUGCUUCUCUGUCAACCAGUGCCAAAACAUCAACUUGAAGGACAUCACGCUUGACAACUCUGCCGCUGGUGAUCUCGGACACAACACAGACGCCUUCGAUGUUGGGUCAAGCACCGGCGUGCACUUCACGAAUGCCAACGUGAAGAACCAAGAUGACUGCCUCGCCAUCAACUCCGGAUCCGACAUAACUUUCACCGGUGGCACUUGCUCUGGCGGUCAUGGUCUCUCCAUCGGCUCAGUCGGCGGCCGCUCAGACAACGACGUCACGAACGUCGUGAUCAGUAACUCAACUAUCUCCGACUCCGACAACGGUGUCCGCAUCAAGACCGUCUACGAUGCUACUGGAUCUGUCCAGAACAUCACAUACUCUGACAUCACGCUCAAGAACAUCGCCAAGUAUGGUAUUGUCAUCGAGCAGGACUACGAGAACGGCUCGCCAACUGGCACCCCAACGUCAGGAGUUCCGAUCACCGAUGUGACUAUCAAGAAUGUCAAGGGCACUGUUGCGGAGAAGGGAACGGAGGUGUAUCUCCUUUGCGCCUCGUGCUCGAACUGGACUUGGGAGGGUGUUGCGAUCACUGGUGGAGAGAAGAGCACAAAGUGCAAGGGAGUUCCAUCGGGCGCUUCGUGCUAGAUGCUCUCCGGUAGGAAGAGCAUGCCGAUUGACAUCUUGUCAUAAGGGCGGAGUUAUUGGUGCGGCAACGCAACCCUCUGAGAGAUUCCGCGGCCCUGUGCCGUGUUCUUCUUAGCCAGAGGGUGACGAGCCAGCUGCGAAACGUGGCGAACAAGCGAGA